Galleria mellonella (greater wax moth) is the source of this 2551-nucleotide messenger RNA. RefSeq lists its product as uncharacterized. NCBI's taxonomy places the organism in Eukaryota, Metazoa, Arthropoda, Insecta, Lepidoptera, Pyralidae. Bases 1 to 2463 code for a protein of 820 amino acids. The record is from RefSeq and is a predicted model, not a curated record. The transcript is spliced from 2 exons.
AUGAUAAAUGACACGUCAAUAAUAUCAUCGAACGAAGGUAACUCUUCAACAAGUAGCCUACCUAUAAAUGAUAAAGAAAUAAAGGAAAACAAAAUAUCUGUUGAACAGACAUCACCAGAACCAAUUACAAAUAUUGCACAAAAUGUGCCAAAUAACAGUAGUUUAGCUAAUGUAACCAGUAAAAGUGAUUUAAUUAUGAAUGAUGAAUUAUCAGAACAGACAACUAGUGCUAUUGGUAAAAAUAUAAUAAUUGAUGAUAAAUCAACAAAUGAAACAAUUCCAACUAUUAAAUCCAAGGAUGUGACUGAUCCACAAAAGAAAACAGGCUUAUCUAACAUUGAGGAACCAUCAAACUUACCACAUAAAGCAAGUAAUUCCACGGAAAAACUGCUAAAUAACACUGUCUCAAGUGGUAAGUCUAAAUCAAGUAAUUCAUCAGAAGAAAAUAAUUUAUUAAACUCGUAUGAAGUAUCUUUACCCGAAAUAUCUUCUUCAAAAAAUCAAACUGCAGAUGAAACAGAAAGUAAAUAUUCUCCUAAUCUGUCCGAUGAAUUAAAUUUAAUAAAUCAAGGUAAACAGAUCCAACAAGACAAUAGUUCACAAAUUUUUGAUCAUUCACAUCUCCAUAAAACACUAGAAAGUCAUCUAAAAGAUAAUAAAACAUUAAAUAAUACAGAUUCAAAACAUUAUAACAAUGAAAAAGAAAAUCCUAACGGUACAACUACAAUAAAGAACAGUGAAUUAGGAAAUCUAGACGAGCCGUCAACUCCUAAUCAGAAAAUAUUCACACCACUUACCUCUACCAACUCGGAGUCGUCAAAUAAUACUAUUCCUUCUUUGAAUUUAUCGGAAAUCAAUAAACAUAACCACUUACAAAACUCAUCAAAUUCCACCCACAUUAUUCCGAACAGUGAUUUACAUAAAACAAUAUCAAACAAAGACAUUGAUUCACCUAAUACAACAGUGUCAGGUGAUAAUGAAAAUAUUAACAACAAAACAGUGUCAUCUGAUAAACCUGUCGAUACAAAUGAAUCUACCGUAUCUUUUCCAAUAAACACCCCCAAUUUAUCAUCGAAUUCAAAUUCUGCUCUAAAUAGUACUAACAUUAACACAAUUCCAGGUAUUGAGAACCCAAAACAUGAACAUAAUAAAACUUCAGAGAACAUUCCGCCUGAAGAAAAUGAAACAACUAUUCCGAAGAACGACACCGGUUCACAAAAUUACACGAAUACAGAAACCGCACAAUUUUCCCAACUAACAGAGACACCAGAUGAUCCUCUAAAUAUUACUGAUACUAGAAAUAUUGAUGUCUCAAACAGUUCUUAUUCUGGAUCGUCAUCCAGUGCAGAUGCGCAUUCUUAUCACGAAACUAUACCUACACAAACUGGAAAUGAAACCAAAAGUUAUGCAACGGCAGAAGCUGAAGCAGAAAGUUUUACCGAAACUAAGAAAGUUACACAUGAGGACGAUAUCUUAAGUGGAACGGAUGUAGUGCCAGAUUUAUUGUUUCAUAAUAAAACUAUACCAGGUUAUAACGGAACAAUAAACAUCAUGGAAAAUGGGACAUCCGGUUUCACUUUCACUGAAUUGAAGAAUAUUACUAUUGAAGAAGAUAAUGUUUCCGGUUCAAUAUCAAGCGCACGCGCCUUUGCGUUUGAUGACAUUGAAUCCGAUUCGGAUAAAAACAAAACGAAAAAUGUAACACAAGUGGAAGAAACCGAAUCAGCAGUCCUUAACUUUAAUGAGACAAGAACGGUUACUACUGAAAAUGAUAUUAUAAUUAUGGCAAUACCCGAUGCCGCCGAAACAUCUAAUGCUACUUCCCCUUUUUCAAAUAAAACCGGUAACUUAACAGAUAAUUUGGUGGCCUCCCCGGCAGAGUACAUUGUGGAGGUGCGAAAAUUAAUAACAAUAAACGACACCAUAAAUGAAUCGGCUGAAAGUGCGACUGCGCUCUCGUAUCAUAAAACUGGAUUAAAUGGAACCGAUGCAGACAAAAACAUCACUAUAUCUGCUGCAUCGGAUGGCAAUGUUACUAUAACCAUUACUAGAGUCAUUGAAGAGGAUAUAUACAAAAGAGUGUCAGCUGACGAGAUUGCAAAAUAUGAAGGCAAUUCUUCAAGCGUAAACAAUACAAAAUCUUUUGAUCUAGCUGCAGCAGAUGCGGUAGGAACUGUUAUUGCAACUGUUUAUCAUAACAGCACAAAGGAAACAGUAAGUGGGUCCGAAGCAGUCGCCACUGCUACAACAAACGGCACUAAUACCACAUCGUAUACAGCAGUAAUGAACACGGGAUCACCAAUUAUCAUAGAAGAUAUCUCUAGUGAAUCUGUUGAAAUUGUACCCGAAAAUAGACACAUUGACGCAUUAAAUAAUACAAGCAGGGAAGAUUUUAUUCCUGAAUCAUCUGAAUCAUCCAAUACUGAUUCUGCUCCAGGAGAUGAAGAUCAAAUAUCUAAAUAGAUAAUUAAAUAAAACCGCCCUCUGUAAAUAUAAACAGUAUCAUGACUAUAAUAUUUGCACAGAUAAAUAAGAAAAUCUCUAUUAAUAU